UUGAGAAGGCAACAAAUAUCUUCAAAUCAUGAUGUGUCCAGCUUUAGUCUGGAUAACUAUCACGGUACUUGCAACUGUUCUUCUCUUCAAUUCAUUGUUGAUCGGAAAGAACAAGAAGAAGAAAUUGCCCCCUAGUCCAAGAGGACUUCCUAUUCUAGGACAUCUUCAUCUGUUGGGGAAAAAUCCUUACCAGGAUCUGCAUAAGCUGUCUAUGCAAUAUGGUUCUAUCAUGCAUCUACGAUUCGGAUUCAUAUCAAACAUCAUUGUUUCAUCGCCCCAUGCGGCUGAGCAAUUCCUGAAGACAUAUGAUCUUGUUUUUGCCAGUAGGCCACCUCAUGAGGCUGCUAAGCAUAUGAGUUUUGGGCAAAGAAGCCUGGCCUUUGGGAAGUAUGGUCCAUAUUGGCGCAACAUGCGUAAAUUAUGCACCUUAAAUUUGCUUAGUAAUCUUAAGAUCAGUUCAUUUCAGUCUAUGAGAAGGGAAGAGCUUGGAUUGUUUGUUGAAUCACUCAAACAGGCGGCUCUUAAUCAAGAUGUUGUUGAUAUUGGUGCAGAAGUUGCUGCCUUAAGCGCGAACAUGACUUGUCUGAUGGUGUUUGGAAAGAAGUAUGCUGAUAAGGAAUUCGAUGAGAGAGGCUUCAAAGCUGUGAUCAAAGAGGCUAUGCAAUUAAUGGCAACACCUAACCUUGGAGAUUACUAUCCUUUUCUUAAGGUACUUGAUCUUCAAGGCUUGACCAGGAGAAUGAAGGCGGUUGGCAAAAUUUUUGAUGAAUUCUUAGAGAAGAUUAUUGAUGAACACGAGCAAUCUGCAAACCAAGCUAGGCAAGCUGAUGACUUUGUCUAUACCAUUUUGGCCCUCAUGAAAUCUAAAGAAACUGAAUUUGAAUUUGAUCGCCGCCACAUCAAAGCAGUUUUGGUGGACUUACUUACUGCAGCAAUGGACACUACAGCUACAACUGUUGAAUGGAUACUCGCGGAGCUCUUGAAAAACCCCCGAGUAAUGAAGAAAGUCCAGCAAGAAUUGGAAGAAAAAGUAGGCCUACACAGGAUGGUUGAGGAAUCAGAAUUGGAAAACCUAACAUACUUAGACAUGGUUGUAAAGGAAGCAUUAAGGCUCCAUCCUGUUGUACCAUUACUUCUUCCUCAUGCAGCCUUGGAGGAUUGCAUAGUUGAUGGUUUCCAUAUACCGAAAGAUUCCAGAGUGAUGAUCAAUGUUUGGACAAUCGGAAGAGAUCCAAAUGCAUGGUCUGAUCCUGAGAAGUUUACACCAGAGAGAUUUAUUGGGAGCAACAUAGAUGUAAGAGGACAUGAUUUCCAGCUUAUUCCCUUUGGCUCAGGCAGAAGAAGCUGCCCUGGAAUGCAGUUGGGGCUAACUGUGGUCCGUCUUAUGGUAGCACAAACAGUGCACUGUUUCAAUUGGGAACUUCCAAAUGGGAUGCUGCCUUCAGAGCUAGACAUGACCGAGGAAUUUGGCCUUGUGGUGACCAGGGCCAAGCAUCUGAUGGCUAUUCCAACAUAUCGAUUGAGUAAAUGAUUAAGCAGGGAUUUGGAGCGAAAAGGAGUUAAGAACGUGAACUGUAACUAAUUUCUAUGCAAUGUGGCAUGGGCGCAUCAAAGUCUAAUUUUGCAAGUUUGGGAUGCUCGGAAUUUGGCACGUGUUCUCCAAAAUUUGAAUUGAAGUCACAACGGUCGAAUGUCUCACCAGAUGGAUAGUGUUUUAUUCCUACUAGAAUGCUAGUCUAUUUUGUCUACUAAGACGUUUUGUUUUUGUUGGAAUAAGACUUGAUUUGUUACAAUUUGAUUUCGCUAAGUAGUAGUAGUUGACUAGUAGUAGGAAAGGAAACAAAGGAGCAUUAUCGUUUCUUUGUUCUUCCUUUUUAUCGAAACGAGGAACUAAUCAGUGGUGAAUAGGUCUCGUUUCUUCUUAGGAAGAAACAUGAGUACCGAAUUCAUUUCUCUUUUUCUCAGGAAUUCAUCUCAAUUGGAGAAUGGCCGCAGCAAUAAAUUCCAAUAUUUCGCACU
Messenger RNA from Coffea arabica (coffee), 2019 nucleotides. RefSeq names its product cytochrome P450 71AU50-like. Lineage: Eukaryota; Viridiplantae; Streptophyta; Magnoliopsida; Gentianales; Rubiaceae. The record is from RefSeq and is a predicted model, not a curated record. Gene Ontology annotation, molecular function: oxidoreductase activity, acting on paired donors, with incorporation or reduction of molecular oxygen; monooxygenase activity; iron ion binding.